AUGGGCUGCGCCCAAUCGAAUGUAGCCGGAGAGGAAGUGUUCUUCUGCGGCAGCGGCCAGAAGCUCUUCCGCGGCCAGCGCGGCAAGGUGGAGAAUGUGCGGCGAGGUCAGGUCAUUGUCAGCUUCGAGGGAAGAGGAUCCCCGGUGACGCUGGCGCCGGAAGACGUGUCACGCGAGCUGCCGGAGCUUUAUGACCCCAUCGGUGCCAAAGUGUACUAUGGCGGGCCCCGAUGCACGUACGCCAACGGCGAGUCCCUGAACUUCGGCCAGCAGGGCGAGCUGUGCGGGUCGUAUGGAACGGUCUCGGGCGGCGACAGCGACCUGCUGGCGGUGCGCUUUGCGCACCUCGCGGAGGUGAAGACGCUGCGCAGGGUGGUGGUGUUCGUUGGUCCCAUCCGCAUCUCGGGGAGCUUCGAGCUGGGGGAGCAGGUCUACUGGUGCGGCACCGACUUCACCUUCGCCGACGGCGAGCAGCUGAGCUUUGGUGCCGUCGGGGAGAUCGCUGGGUGCACCAGCGUCUGCGACGGCUAUGACCACGAGCGCGUGGCGGUGCUCUUCGCCCAUCGCGCGGCGCCCGUGGCAGUGCGCUGGGCGGAGCUGUGCCGCGCGAAGCCCCGCUUGCCCAACGGCCUGCAGGUGGGGGACAAGGUCUACUACGCCUGCCCCACCUGGACCGCCCCGGACGGCUCGGAGCUGACCUUCGGAGCCGAGGGGAAGGUGUCGGGCUGUUCGCUCUUGGGCGACGGCAGGGACGACGAGAGGCUCUGGGUGAACUUCGAGAACGUCCACGGCUGCAUCAGCCUCGGCCAGCUGAGUUUGGACCGGCCGUUCAUCCCCGGAGGUUUCCGGUGCGAGGAGCAACUCUUCUACUGCGGCCCCACCAGGACCUCGCCGGAAGGCGAGACGCAGCGCUUCGGGAGCCGCGUGGCGGUGGCGGGCGGCCGCAACGGCCACGUGGCGGUGGUCUUCCCCGGGCACGAGGACUGUUCAGAGGUACCGCUCCACGAGCUCUCCCGCGACAAGCCGGUGAUACCAGGAUCCUUCGAGCACGGGGAGAGGAUCUUCUACGUGGGGCCCAGCUGUCGCUAUGAGCCGGGCGGCUGCUUGAUCUACGGCGCUGUGGGCCAAGUGGUGGGGCGGUCCUGCCUGGGCGACGGCAAAGACGAGCAGCGGCUCAGCGCCUUCUUUCAGAGCGGCGGCUCGGCGGCGGCGGUACCUCUUUCGGAGGUGGCCCGACAGGUGCCAGAGGACUUGACCCGUCGCCUCCUGGCGCAACUCGCGAAAUCCGCGGAGGAUAUGCCGACGUCGCCGGCCUCCCCGCGGCGCGCGGCGUCGAGGUCCAAGUCUUUGGACUUCGCGUCCGAGCGCUGGACUUCGGAAGCGGAGGAGCAGGUGCCGCUGGAGAGGGUGCCCACGCUGGUGACUCCCCGGCUCCUCGGAACCUCAGGCGUCGUGCGGAUGGAGCUUGAGGACCUCACUACGGCCGCCGUGACCGCAGCAGUCUUCCGUGUCGCCAAGGACGCCGGGCUGGACGAGGUGGCGCAGGAGGCGGAAGCCAUGGGCCAUCAGCAGGUGGCGCGGGCCUGCGAGGCCGAGGACCUUCCGUUGCUCUCGGAGAUCUGCCGAGAGGCUGAGGAGCAGUGCUGGGAGGAGCUGCAGCAGGCCGCCCGGGCCAAGCUGACGCAGGUGGCUCUUGGCAAGUUGCAGGAGAAGGAGUCAGCCGCGCGAUGCCAGCAGCAGCUCACGCAGAUCCAGGAUGUCUCCAUCCCAGACAUGCAGUGCUUGUUGAACGAGACCUACACCGGUUGGGGCGCUCAUGGACGAGGCACUCGGACCAGGGACCGCGCGGGCGCGGCGCCGGAGAGUCUGGAGGUGCAGCGCGUGGUGGCGCUGCGGAAGGAGGAGGUCUACCUCAAGUACCUCAUCCGGCAGAAGGUCAUCGAGAGCGAGAUGCCCUGUGGCGCCGCGCGCUGGGACAUCCGCACGGCUUCGACUUCUUCGAGGUCGCGUCUUGGCACCCUGAGGGCUGAUCUCAACGAGUGCUACUUGUGGCACGGCACCGGGCCCAAAGAGGCCACGAGCAUCGCGCGCCAGGGCUUCGACCUGCGCCAGGCGGGCACUGGGCGCGGCUCGCUCUUCGGGCGCGGGCUCUACUUUGCAGAAAGCUGCUUGAAAGCUGACGAGUAUGCAAAGCCCAAUGCCGACAUGCUAUUCCCGCUGAUCCUGUGUCGGGUGACUCUGGGCAACGUGAACUACUGCGAUGCGGAGGAUCCGCUGGGCGACGCCUUACGGAGGUCUUGCAGGGCGAGCACCGAUUUCUUCCACUCGGUGCUCGGGGACCGCGAAAAGCUGCGGCAGACCUUCCGGGAAUUCGUGGUCUUUGAGGAUCACCAGGUGUUCCCCGAGUAUGUUGUGUGGUACCGGCGCAAGUGGGCUGACGGAAGCUAG
This is a messenger RNA of Effrenium voratum, 2448 nucleotides long. The record is from the annotation of a GenBank genome assembly. Lineage: Eukaryota; Dinophyceae; Suessiales; Symbiodiniaceae.